GGUCCUCCUGAAAUAAAUUCUCAGCGAGAGAAGUCUGUCAAAUUACAUUCAACACUUCAAAUUCAGUGCUUCGUGAAGGGUUUUCCUAAACCAGAGGUGAACUGGACAAAAGAUGGAAAGUUACUUGAUACCAGGAACAUGCUCACGACUAAUCAGGUGACUUAUCGCGAUGCUGGUCAAUACAAAUGCAGUGCUAAAAACAGUGAAGGGAAAAAUGAAGCAGCUUUUCAUAUUACAGUCACAGGUAAAUGUUGACUUACUUUUUUUUAUUUCAGUUUCUAUUCUCAUUUUCUAAUUUUUUUUUUAUACUUUCACCUUUUUUGAAUUGUACUUUUGAAUUCUAUGUCCAGGUCCUCCUGAAAUUAAUACUGAGCUCAAGAAUCAGUCAGUUGCCUAUAACUCGUCUCUUAAGUUCAUUUGCUCUCUGAGCGGUUUCCCUACACCUGAGAUACUGUGGACUAAGGAUGGGGUUAAUCGCGGUAACAACAACACUCUCACAAUUAAUCGAGUGAGUUAUGAAGAUGCUGGUCAAUAUAAAUGCAGCGCUGAAAACAGUGAAGGGAAAAGUGAAUCAGCUUUUCAUAUUACAGUCACAGGUAAACGUUGACUUAAUUUUGUUUCCUUCAGUUGCUCUUCUUAUUUUCUGACGUUUUUUUCUUUUUUUUUUUUUUACUUUCACCUUUUUUGAAUUGCACUUAUGAAUUCUAUGCCCAGGUCCUCCUGAAUAUAAUACUGAGCUCAAGAACCAGUCGGUAAUAUAUAACUCGUCGCUUCAGUUCAUUUGUUGUCUAAGCGGUUUCCCUACACCUGAGAUACUCUGGACUAAGGAUGGGGUGAAUCUCGGUAACAAAAUCAUGUUUGCAAGCUUUGAUUUUUACGGCAGGGGAGAGCUGAGGAGAGAAGGACAGUUGCACUAAGAUUGUGAACGACGGUUAAAAAGAAGUAGAGGGGAAGGGGAUGGGGAUCAAGUUUUAUAUAAAUCAUUAUCUUCCUUUUCAAAAUUAAAAAGGUUCUCCUGAAAUAAUAAUGAAGCAGAUUUUCAUAUUACAGUCACGGGUAAAUGUUGACUUACUUUUUUUAUUUCAGUUUCUAUUCUCAUUUUCUAAUUUUUUUUUUAUACUUUCACCUUUUUUGAAUUGUACUUUUGAAUUCUAUGUCCAGGUCCUCCUGAAAUUAAUACUGAGCUCAAGAAUCAGUCAGUUGCCUAUAACUCGUCUCUUAAGUUCAUUUGCUCUCUGAGCGGUUUCCCUACACCUGAGAUACUAUGGACUAAGGAUGGGGUUAAUCGCGGUAACAACAACACUCUCACAAUUAAUCGAGUGAGUUAUGAAGAUGCUGGUCAAUAUAAAUGCAGCGCUGAAAACAGUGAAGGGAAAAGUGAAACAGCUUUUCAUAUUACAGUCACAGGUAAACGUUGACUUAAUUUUGUUUCCUUCAGUUGCUCUUCUUAUUUUCUGACGUUUUUUUUUCUUUUUUUUUUUGUACUUUCACCUUUUUUGAAUUGUACUUAUGAAUUCUAUGCCCAGGUCCUCCUGAAAUUAAUACUGAGCUCAAGAAUCAGUCGGUAAUAUAUAACUCGUCACUUCAGUUCAUUUGUUGUCUGAGCGGUUUCCCUACACCUGAGAUACUCUGGACUAAGGAUGGGGUGAAUCUCGGUAACAAAAUCAUGUUUGCAAGCUUUGAUUUUUACGGCAGGGGAGAGCUGAGGAGAGAAGGACAGUUGCACUAAGAUUGUGAACGACGGUUAAAAAGAAGUAGAGGGGGAGGGGAUGGGGAUCAAGUUUUAUAUAAAUCAUUAUCUUCCUUUUCAAAAUUAAAAAGGUUCUCCUUUCACCUUUUUUGAAUUGUACUUUUGAAUUCUAUGUCCAGGUCCUCCUGAAAUUAAUGCUGAGCUCAAGAAUCAGUUGGUUGCCUAUAACUCGUCUCUUAAGUUCAUUUGCUCUCUGAGCGGUUUCCCUACACCUGAGAUACUGUGGACUAAGGAUGGGGUUAAUCGCGGUAACAACAACACUCUCACGAUUCGCCAGGCGAGAUUGAAAGACUCUGGUUCAUACACCUGCAGCGCCAAUAACAGCGAAGGAAGCAAAAACUCCACUUUCUGGAUCCAAGUGGCGGGAGGUACGGUUCUUAUUUACACUUAGAAAGAACUGGAGUCGAUAAUCAAUUUAGAUCUUCGGUUGGAUGAGGAUAAAAUCGUUUCCAUGAUACCAAAUCAAAUUUUAGGACUUGAAACCACAAAAAUUUCAAAAUUGACUAAAAAUAAUUAAAAAGUACUCAAUUGAUGAUAACAUUUAAAGGGCGAGAACAUGCCAACUUACACACCAAAUGUAAAUGAAUUUCGUGAUCAGACACAUGUUAUUAAUUUUUGGGCAGUUUAAACUGAUUGCCUUUUGGAACGUCGAGCAAUUUUGACUUUAUAGAUAUCACCAUAUUUUGUCACGGCAUUUAUUAUAAAAGUCCGUUUAAAUUUUUUAAUUACCUUUUUUUCUGCUUCUUAAAUACCAAUGACUGACAAGUCACGAUUCAUAUACCAUUUUAGAAGUGCAAAAAUGUCAAAGUGGCUAUCAGUGCAUUAUUAUUUGAGUAUUUAUUACUGAAGUUGGAAAGCGAAACAUCCAUGUAAACUUUUCAUUGAGUUAAAAUUUGAAAAUUCGGCGACCAAAACUGCAAAGAAAUACAUGAAAAUAAUCCCGCUGUUACGUCGUUAUGAACUUGUACUCCUGCUACAAUGGACGAUCUGAGCGUAAUCUUAACGUAAUCUUAACGUAAUCUUUUCAUGGAAUGCAAACCUUUUCACCAUUACUAUUUGGCUAUUCUUCAAAGGAAAUGUGUAGUUUGAACUUAGAGAAACUGGUACUCUUGAACAUGGUAGCACGGGGUGUUGAUAUUACACCUAACAACCAGUAAGAAAAUGACGAAGAAAUUAAUAAAUAGGUAACUAAAUUGUUACCUCCUGGGUUGUUGCUAAGAUAGGAAAUCUUUUAAGGAAAUUAAAAAAUGUUUUGAUGUCACAUUGGGCUGACUUAUACCUUCCUAUAUCAAAAGUGAAGAAAACUAAUUUCAAAAUAACCUUGGAUUAAAAAUAGACUUGGCAUGACUUGACUUCUUUUAUUUUGAAACUAGUUAAUUUAGGGCUGGAUAAGGGAAGGGGGAGAGGGGCUUAAAAUGGAAAAUGCGACCCUUUGUUUAGCUUGGUGAUCUUUUUACUUCAAGUCUCUCCCCAGAUCAUUGAGCCUCCGAAAAGCCAAUUUCUUGCCGAAGGAUACCCUGUAAACCUUAAUUGCGUAGCCUCGGGUAUUCCAACACCAACCUUCGUCUGGACUUUUAAUAAUGGUGACCUGCCAUCUGGUAUCAAUCAAACCGAUCACGAAGAAGAAUCAUUCCUAGUUUCGCCAAGUGUUACGAAAGGGAUGAGUGGGACUUACAGGUGUACAGCAAAGAACAUAGCAAACAAAACCAGUUCCUCAGCAACUCUGCGUGUUUAUGGUAAGUUCAGUUAUAAUGAUAUUGAUGACGAUGAUGAUGAUGAUGAUGAUGAUUAUGAUGAUGAUGACGACGACGACGACGACAAUGAUGACGUUGAUAAUGACGGUGAUGAUGUUGAAGAUGAAGAAGAGAAAUAGGGAGAGAAGAAAUUAAGACAGAAAAAUGAACUAGUAAAUCCAUGGGCAAUAGUGACGGAUUCACUAUUCACUGACGGCCCAGUUGUAUAACGGGCAGAUAACGCUAACUAACGGUUAAAUAUUUAUUCGGUGAAUGAGUGAGAGUAAAACAUAAAGCGUUAUCCACCAGAUAGAGUUUUAUCUUGUGGAUAGUGUUAUCUACCCUUCGAUCGACUGGGGCCUGACCUUAAAAAAAAACGGGGGAUACCAAUGCUUAAUACUAAUGUCCUUGGAUCUUUAUGAUUCCAAACGCAAAGAACUGCGUAGAUCUGAGUAGGAAAGAAACGCCAAGGAAAAAGGACAGGUGAUGACGCUAUAGAGAGUUGAUUGAUUCGAAAUACUUGACGAUGUGCAAUGUACUUUCAAGCUAGAAAAAUCUGAAGAAGAGAAUUCCGAGACGGAGAGAUCCAGAAUCUCGGAAGAAAGCAAAAAGGAAGCGAGACGCAAAAGUCAAAGUUACACACGACACACAAUUGUAAUCUCUACAUUGAACAACAAGACUAAAAUAGAGGAAACUACUUAAAGCGAAAACGCUUGUAUCCGUGACCGAAAUCGGAGGUCGAAUAGCGAUUAAGCAUUCGAAAGAAUUCCCUCGCACCCUCAAUUCUAUUAGAUCUCUCCAAAAAGUUGAUUUAUGGCUUUGUAACUCGUAAUGUGGCUCAGCCAAUGAGGAUGGAAGAUAUUACAGAGUUAAGAUUUAGGGAUUUACAAGCUGAAAACGCAUGAAAUAAAAUUUUUUCUCAAGCUGGUCCGAGAAGCCGAGAGUCAAUCAAAUGGCGCAUAUCGCUUUUUUUACGCGGGAGGAACUGCGUAUCGUGCUUUUUCACCCGUGAAGCGUAUGUUAUUCUUAUUUAUCACAUAAACUGCGGUGUUAGAUUGGGAUUUCCGGCUCAGAGAAAAACCGAAACAACACACGUGAUAAAAUAUCGUAUUUUUUCACGUGUGUUGAUAUAGCCAAUCGGCUGCUGAUACGUCACUUGCCUUUGGCGCCACUCGGUCAGGUUGAUGAAUGAAUGGCAAAGCGUUCACGAUUCUCGAUACAACUUGUUUGUCGGAGCUUUCUCGAAUUACGGCAGCUAAAACACUAAAAAAUCCGUAUCGCUAACAGACAGUGAAGUUCAAACUUUCCUAAAAGGCAAAGAAAACCAAUAUACUAAAAGAAAAACCGAAAGUUUCCUAUUCAGUGGCUUUAGUGUUAGCAUUUCUCUCGGCUGAGAAUGAAAAUCGACAACUGGAAGAUUUUCUACUAGUCGAUUUUGGCCGUUUACCUGAAAGACUUCUUCUGUCGGUAAGGACAAAGUCAAUAAAUGAGAAUUUUGUUAAUUGAAAAUUACGAGCAUUGUUGUUUUUGUAAUCGUGAUUCAACGCAUUUUUCCAUCUUGGGAAUUAGCGCCAACGCACUCUACGAUUGUUAUUCGGGGAUUGUCGAUUAAUUUAUAUUCAUUUAUAAAUGAAGCCGGCUUUUCUUCUCAGUAAAGGGCUAUUGUGUUUAUAUGAUAAAAAAAAAAUAAUACAUGGGUGCUUAUAGAUGUGGAAUUUCUCUUCCCGUGUUCAGCUCGACAUCUCACUCAUUCGCUGCGCUCACUCGUUAGCUAUCGAGUUAAACACUCUAAGAGAAAUUCCAUAUCUACGCGCGCCUAUGUAUUAUUCUCUAUUAAUCCUUCACCGGCAUAGUUUCCGUUCGUAACAUUAUAAAAAUCGGCUUUCAGGACUGUUUAUUAAAUCAAAUUACUUACAAAAGAUGACUGAGGAACCUCUGUGGAGAAUUAUGCGGAAUAGAAAGCAUACAGAGCAAAAACACAAAAGAGAUAACAGCGAGUCGGUUUGUACAAGAAAUCUCAUUGGUUCGCUGCGCACACCUGUUCGAUUUCCGAUACUACCAACUCGCGCGUAAAAUACCAUACGGACAGACUUUCCAUGAAGUAUUCUCUGUCGAUUGAAUUGUCAUAACAGCUCUUGGUUCUAGUUCCGUCUAUGAUAUCCACAAUUUUUCAAUGGAAAUUUAACAGUGUCAGCUUCAAAAAAUGUUUUAAGUCCACUCGAGAAAAUGUAUUAAGUCCUCUCUCCUCAGGAAGUGAUAGAAAACCACCUAAUGAAGUUGUUGUAGUACUUUAGAAUUUAAACGGACGAUCAUCUACUUGAAAUCAGACCCGCUACCGCAGUGCUGGAAAAGAAAAAACUUCGUGUUGCAUGACUCACUUGUUGUGUCCAUUUGACACAAGGGUAUAGAAGAAAGAACAAGAGAAGAUGGAACAUUACCGAGACCUUAAUUUAGAAGUUCAGCGGAGGAUCUGGGGCGGUUGAAACAGUAAUCAGGAAAUUUAAAACAUAAAGGUUUCAAGCUUGUUCUGAAAAUCUUACGAAAACCUGACGAAACUCACAAGGAAAUACUUUUCUUUUUUUUUUUUUUUUCAUCUAAAGCAACAUAUUCGAAGCAUUAUGCAGAAGGUCACAUUUGAUUCGUUUCGUUUCAAUGUUUGUGUUUGUGUUUGUUUUUUGGUGUGUUUAUAAUGCAGUUGUAGUUUUAAUGAGAAACCAGCAUACUAAUGAAUUGCCCCUUUUUCAACGCAGGAAAAGCCUCUGCUCAAGUUUUUCCAGAGAAAUACAUAACACUCACAAAAGGAGAUACCCUCAAAUUGAUCUGCAUAGUCAACGAAGAAACAAUCAGCAUUAUGUGGAAAAAAGAUGGAGACCUAAUAACAGAAAAAGCAGUUAUAGAGAUACGAUUAGAUGAGGAAAAUAGUAAAAUUGAUAUUACUGAGGUUGUGGAAGAGGACAGUGGUGAAUAUUCUUGUGAAGCACGUAACAAGCUAAAAACUGUGGCUCGCUCUGUUGUGACAGUAAAUGUCAAAGGUAAGCUGUUUAAGGAACCACAUACAACUUCAGUAAUCAACUAUGUAAGGUCAUUAUUAUAAAAUACACGUCCACCUCUUAUGUUCCUCACAAGCUUUUCCAGUAGUUUUUUGGUCUUCUGGGAACUAGAAAUUUCAAAUGAAUUAAAUUUGAAAGAAAUUUAAAAAACUGUUUCAAAACGAGUUUCAAACAGUAGCAGCAUGUUAUACAUAUUCUAUAAUUCUUUCACCAAUCUUUCUCUGUCUAUCUGCCUGUUUUUUGUGACUUAACACAUCUGCGUCUGUUUUUCCAUGAGUUAUUCCCCGUCACCCAACGCAAGUAAUGAACAACGUAAAUUGUUGGAACAAAAAAAAGUUAGCUCUCUAUCUGGAUAGUUGGUGAUAUCAAUUUUUUGCCGACCAGCAAAUUACUUUCCUAUUAAGCUUCUUCUAUUACUGUGUUUCAGGAAAUUCAGAAGCUCCUUCCAGCAGCUUAUCUUCCUCCAGAAGCUCACUGGAGUGGUACUACAUUGCGGGACCUUUGGCUGCUGUCGUUUUUCUACUGGCGUUCAUUUCAUACAUUAAAAAACGCCGUGCUACAGGUAAAAUGUUACCAUAAGAAAAUAAAAUGUCUUCAUAUGGCAGAUUGUCGCUUUUAAUACGUCAGUGUCUUGGAGCACGAAGGAGCUAUUUUAAGAAGGUCAUAUUCUGCAUUUCCAGCACUGAUUUUGAAGGUCCCUCUACAGUCCCGGCAAAGCCCAUUACUAACCAAAUUACAAAAAUGUUGCAAAUUAUAUGAAACUAAUUACCAUGAUAACCCACCUAAUUCCUUCUCUCGUUGUUUGACUACAGAGUCAAAUAUAAGUCACACGUGGUUUCUGAGUCGCAAGCUUCAACUUAGUUAAUGAUGUCAUUCUUACUCACAACUAAACGAUUUCUUUUAUCUCUUUCCACAUAUCUUUUGAUGAUAGCCCCACCUGAGGUGCCACCUAGGCUGAAGUAAGUAAAUUCUCUUUUUUUAAUGCUCAUUGUUUGAACGUGUAGUUGUAUUCGAAGUUUCUAACUCUUGAAUAAGUCUCAGGUGAGUAGCGAUAAGCGCCACUGUUGAGAAAAUAAGUCUCUUUUUCAGUUUGGACCGAUUAUAUUCACAAUCAAGAGUACAUGGGCCAAAAUAAAAGAUUUUCCUUUCGAAGCAGCAGCAGAUUUCGAAGCAGUUCUUAUCAAAUGGCAGUCAACUAUUUCCCGACGUUCUUUCUGUUUUGAAUUCCUCCGUCCUUCACUUGUUUUGACACCUUGUUUAGUGUUUUUUUUUGUUACCAGUAUGCUGGGUUGUGGGUGGCAUACUUGUAAAGAAGAAGAGAAGCUUGACCCUUCGUCACUGUUUGUUACAGAAACUACAGUUGAAACACACUCGGAGUCUUGUAGACCGAUUUAAAAUACCACUCGAUAUAUCGAUUGUAGACAAUACUUCGGAUGGUUUUGGUUAGUAUUUCAUUUCUCGCGUAGGAGGCACGAUAUUUAUAUGACGUAAAAUGCCGAAAAACACAGUCGGCGCUAGAUUAUCUUCAAGCGAGGUUUAUUCAAUCUUUUUCUUUUUUUUUCCAAUAAAAUCUCCUCCCUGGGUCGAUGCGUCGAAAAAACGGGUUCAGUAAAUUAGCAUCCAAACUUCACCUAUUUCAAUAAUUUUUCAUUGGCAAGUGAUAAUUUUCUGAAGCACCCGGAAAUGAAAUGAAAAGAAAAAAUUUAAAUUGAAGAUAUAGAGGAUAUCUUUACGACGUUAUGUUAAACCAGAUUCAAAGAAGGAAAAGAUAGAUAGGUAACACAGAUAGUUAAAGUCUUGUUUUCAUCUGCAAUUAUUCAGUGAAGGGGAAGAUGAAGUUGAGAUGGAUCAGCUGAACGCAAACACAGACGGAUGGGAGAUUGCAGUUGACCGCCUGAUCCUUCGCGAGCAUAUUGGCAAAGGGGCAUUCGGUUCAGUGUGGCGAGCGCUACUGGGUCGUUCCCGUGGCAGACCUGGAAAUCGCACAGUUGCUGCGAAAUGCUACCUACGUAAGUACUUUUUCAGGUCUUUCUUUCAUACAAAGCUUGAUUGAACUAUCCUUUAUUAAUUUUUUGAGUAAUUUAUCUCAAUAAAGAGCAUUUCUCUUAGAACAUGCUUUAUUAACCUACCUAAUACAUAACAUGUAUGGCUUACAAACUAUGAGCUGUUCAAAUGAUUUAUCAGCUGGCAUGUCAAAUUAAUUGUUAGCGGAUGGUUCCCGGGGGGACCAGUUGUUAAAUCUUUUGUCAUACAACGCUACUAAAAUAGAACAGAACACGAAUAUCAUUUGGAGUAUAAGAAGCUGUGGAGAAAAAUGAAAAUUUAUCGAUUAAAUUGCAUUCAAGUGUAUAAAAGCGGAAAAUACUACAAUACUAAAAAUGUCACUCUGUCGUAUAUUUUGCAAAGUUGCCCGCUCAGAAACUUUUAGUGGGAAAUAAUGUCAUGAGACCUCAAAGAAACCUUGAGAGGGUGAGUCUAGCGGAAAAAACUCGGAGCCAUUUGCCAGUCUAGUGGUGGUAGUAUGAUCUUCUUGCGCUGGACAAGCUGAAAAUCCCAAUGCAGUAGAACCUGUAUGAAGCGGUCACCUCGUAAUAAGCGGUCAGUUUUGAAAGUCCCGAAACUUUCCUCCUUUACUUAUAGUACUUUUUAUAUCAAGCGUUUGUGGUCACCUUUUACUAAGUCCCAACAGCCUAUUUGUAAUGUUCCCUACCUUUAUCGAACGGUCACUAAAGCGGAAGUAAUCAAAUAAAAUUAAGAAUAAUCUUUCAAGUAAAAUUUAAUCCAUGUUUAUCUCCCGAAAUCAAUGUUAGGAAUAUUUUUUAGCGAGGUUGUGUAUGUUAAGUGGUCCGUGAUGGCAUGGAGUGGCAUUUUUUAAACUUUUAUCAAUAGUAGCCCUAUUCCGUAGAACCUAUAUUAAACGGUCAACCAUCCCCGCGCGUGAUCUAAAUACAGGUUCGACUGUAACAAACUUAGAGAGUCAAAUGAAUUUAUAAUAACUCUGGGAAUGCUUACGAAUUAUUGUAGCUUUUAGUAAGAUAAAAGCAAGGAUUAUCUAAUUUAUGACCUGUAGGAAACAAGAAGGCGCAAACAGAGCAUGUAUUUUAAAAAAACUGUCUCAAAUAUAUACUCGACCGACUAUUAGGUAUUAUAACAGAUGGAAUUUCUAGGCUUAAUUGCGUCCCUACUUUUGUAAGUUAUCUGUAAACAAUUGCACGGUUCAAUGGGCUUGCCUAGUUAACAACAAUGCUCGAGAUGCGCAGCGUUUUCUUAGCAAAUAUUUUUUUCAAAGAGGAUGAAUCUACUUUGGAAAUUUCAUGUUCAAUAAAUUGAACAAUACGGCUAACUGACAUUUUUGUGGCAAGUAUGGAUUAUAUGGAGUUUAGUAAGCUAACUUUUUUUUAUGUGGACCAAAUGCCUUAUAAUUUGCGCUGGUAAGAUAACACCAAGCAUACAACAAUUCCAGAUGUGGAUGUUUACCACAUAAUUAAUUGUGUCUCUCUUGACAUGCAAAGUUUGUUUGUUUAUCUAAUUUUUGUGUGGUUUCCUAGCAAUCUCCGGAGAGAAAGGAAGGAAGGCCCUGCUGAGAGAGAUCGAGUUAUUAAAACUCUUUGGAAGGGAGGGCCAUGAAAAUGUUGUUAAGUUCAUUGGUUGUGUCACAGUUGGAGGUAAUCAGCUAUUGUUAUGAUUAUAAUCAGCUAAUUCACAGCAACGAUUGAGACAUCUCUGAGUUCAACCACUGGUACAAUUACUUCUAUCAGUAUUCUUAGUCCUUGCUAAGAUGGUGUACCAAUGCAAUGGUUGUUUUCAAUUUUUUGACUGUUUUAAAUGAAUUUACUUCGCAUUGUAUGAGGGGCAUUUUACUUGGAAGAUGUUAGCUCUAAAAUCUACAUGCUAAUUGUGAUAAAAACUUCAACUUAUGAUGGCAAGUCUUUGUCUAUUUAUCUGCCAUCUCUGUUUUUUCUGUCUGUCUGUCUGUAGAUUUAUAUCGGCAGUAUUUGUCCGUCUAUUUUCUAUCUGUGUGUUUUCUUCUUUCACUUUCCCUCCCUGUCUCUACUUUGAUUCAUUACAGAUAUAACUUGAGGUAUGACUAGAUAAAGCAUGUACAAUUCAAACACGUUUUGGAACUUCUGCACUGCUUGCCGUAAAUAAUUUUCUUGUUUUUCCCUUUUAGCUCAGCCAAUACUUAUCAUGGAGUACCUGUGGCGAGGUGACUUGCUGGGUUAUCUCAGAAAAUCCAGGGGGGUUUUCGACCAAUAUCAUCAUGGAGUCGGAAUUGUCGACCACUUGACAACAUAUGACAUGGUGCUGUUUGCUAAACAGAUCGCACAUGGUAUGACUUUCCUAGCGUCCAGAGGGGUAAGUGAUCAAACUCUUUCUGGUCAUCAUGUGGUCCUGCAUAUGAUAAAAUGGCAUGACUUGCAAAUCGUCAAAGUAAUACUCCAUACGGCUAAAAAUAUCCAGCACAUUAGAGUCACUAUUUCACAGAGAAAUGGUCUGACAUUAGCAUGAUGUUAAACUUUCUACCUAUAUUUUACUUUUUUAUUUUAUGUAGUUUAUAAAAGUCCCUUUUAGCAGAUCAUAUAAUGUUUGAUUUCGAUUUCAGAUAAUUCAUCGCGAUCUUGCAGCUCGUAACAUCCUUCUUGAUGAGCAUCGUGUCUGCAAGUUGACUGACUUUGGGCUCUCUUAUCAGGAUUUCAAAUACGGCCCAGGAAAUGCCAAGAAGGUAAGUUUCAGAGUUUUUUCAUCAUUUAGUCAAUUUUGGUUUUGGGGCUGCUGGUGUGGAAGAUAAAAAUGAGAAGAAUUAAAAUAUUACUGUCCUUACAACCCUUUCUUUUCAGUUAUACAGUCUUACUGCAAAACAUAUUUCCCUUUAAUGGGAAGCCAUUCUAAGCGUAUCGAAGCUUUCACAGAAAAAAAAGAAUUGUACCUAGGGAGUGAACACAGGAAAUAAGAAAGCCGGAAGAGAUAUCGUUCUCUGAAAAACAAAGAUACAAACUCGAAGGGCAAAGUAACAGAAAAAUUUAAAGCAAAAGGAGUGUGUGAAUUGCUUUCAUAGAAUUUGUACAAAGAUGUCUACUGCUAUUGACUUUAUCUUGAAUCCUCACAUCACGGUUUUAAUCUUAUAUGCAAUUAAUUUUAGGAGCUGUUUACAAGCCUCUUUAGAUUUCAGAUGUUUAUAAUAUUUUGGUUACUCAUCCAGGGAUGUAUCCCAAUCAAAUGGACUGCACCCGAGAUUCUCUUUGGACAUGUGGAACAGCUGUCAACCAAAAGCGAUGUGUACGUACCGUAUUGGUUAUUAUCUACAUAUAUUCCUAGAGUGAAUAUUUUUUUACGAUUCUACUUUAACGUAGCGAGGGAAACUAGAAUAUUCAGUGCUCUAUUGAUUACAGAGUCAUUAGGAAACGUCAAGCUGAGGAACAGCUGAGGUUACAGUUGUAGUAUGAGACUUUAUAUGAAUAUUAAGUUUAACGACCACUAUCCAAAAUCUGAUUAGGACAAGAAAAGACGGAUGAAAGGAUGAGUGGAUAAUCAAACUAAUAAAUAUGGCGUUUUCUCCUAGGGAGGUUGAUUAUAUCUUGAUGGCAUGUUUUUAAACAUCCCAAGUAUCUGAGUAAUUAUUAUCUUUCUAACCCAGUUGAGAUAUAUCGUCAUCCUUCCGUUUCUUUGACAGGUGGUCCUACGGCAUCGUCUUGUAUGAAAUCUUCACUGUCGGUACUUAACUUAUUUGUUACUUUAUAUUCAGGAAAUAUACUUGCCGAAAUUGCACGCAUAAUUACUAACUGAUGAUUGAUACCGAGCGGGCAAAAGAGCAUUAUACAAUAGAGAAGUAGAAGCAACACUCAAUGGCGCUGAUAAAUAAAAUUAUGACGAUGCAUAGCAACUUGAAAUAAAGCUUAAGUUUAAGUAGAACUGAAAGUAUUUAGUACAUUAUUGAAAAACCUUAAAUCCAUCGCUACACUUAAAUUUGUUUUUUUUUACAGUACUCUUUCAUCUGAUGUAAAACCGAAAUGUAUUUCAGCAAUUAAUUGUCGUUUUGACAGAAGAAUCAUUUUGAUCGCGUUGAGAGGAAUGAAAGUGAUUACAACAAAAAAAGUGUACUUUUUUGGCCAACAGAAAAAAAACAUUAUUUUUCCACAGGAGGCAUUCCUUACGAUGGAUGGUCUCAAUCCACGACAAUGAAAAAAAUCGAAGAAGGUUAUCGUCUGCCAAAGCCUGAACAUAUCGACGACAGUUUGUAAGUGUUGCUUCCUCUGUGUGGAAUGUUAUAUAAGUCAAAAGCAACAUCAAUUGCUGCUGUGGUCAGGUGUUUUUGAUACACUCGCUCUGAAUAAGUAGCCUUCCUAAGAAAUUAAUUUUAUCUAAUCACUACAAAAAUUAAAAUGAAAAGUUGUUGAGUCAAAUAAAGAAUACGGUGGGUUUUCAUCACAGAAUUCGUUUGAGCUGCAAUGUAAUGAGAUAAACUUAGCAUUUCAGUUAUUUUUGUAACUAGUUGUGGUUUCUCAACUUGUCUACUCGCAAUAUUAAUGCCUCCGCAGAAUUACUGUGAUCAUAUGUCCCUGUGUUUUUCUAUAGAUACGCGGUGAUGUUAAACUGCUGGAAAUACGAAAGCGCCAGCCGGCCACACUUUGUGAAGCUCUACCAAACAAUGGAUACAUAUAUUAAAACAAAGGUUUGCCAUACAGCGUCUAAUUCAGUAUAUACUUCAGAAAUUGAGUCAAUUGCGAAUUUCUUUUCACGUCAAUGUGAUGUCAAAAUGCAUUAACUACCCAGCCGCUAACAAUUUGUGAAUUCAGUUUCAUCAUGAGCCAAUGUUACUUUUAAACAUAUGCAAAUGUGGUUACGUUGUGUCAGUCUGGAUCAUCCUUAUUUUCCCUCUGUUGUCUACAAACAAGAAAGAACGCAACAGAUCUUAAAAUAACACUUUUGGAAAACUUUGACAGAAAGGAAGACCAUACCUGACUUUCAAUUCAUGCAAGUACUAAUGGUUCUUGUCUUUGUGAUUGAUAUCUGAUCUGCUCUUUUUUUUCUUUUUAGUGACUCAUUUUUUGAAAUUUCUUUGUUGAAUUUUUUAAAUUCAUUCGUUCAAGUUUUAUUAACUCCUGCAGUUCUUGAUUACCCUCUAAUCUUUUUCAUAGACAUAUGUAGAUAUCUUUGACGAUGACAAGUAUGAUCAGGAUAAGUACAACUUUGUCGAUGACCGUGGAGCUGUUGCAAACCCAGAAGAUGCAGGACCGGAAGAGCUAGGAGCAGCUGCAGCAAAUCCCAUCGGUGAAGUGGGUGAACACGGUGCUACGGCACAUCCCUCUCUGGUUGCAGUGGACGAUGAUGCUACAGCUUUCCCUCUUGGAAUUAACGCAGGAGACGAAGGAGCACCUGCAACAGAUCCCGACAGUGAAGUGGGUGAAGACGGUGCUACGGCACAUCCCUUUGUGAUUGCAAUAAACGAUGGUGCUCAAGCUUUCCCUGUCGCUAUCAACAUACCAGAGAAAGGGGCAGCUGCAGCAAAUCUCUUCCAUAAAGUGGGUAAGCACGGUGCUGCUGCACAUCCCUUUGUGGUUGCAAUUGACGAUGGUGCUACAGCUUUCCCUUUCGCUAUUAACGUACCAGAGGAAGGAGCAGCUGCAGCAAAUCUCGCCCAUGAAGUGGGUAAGCACGGUGCUACUGCACAUCCCUUUGUGGUUGCAAUUGACGAUGGUGCUACAGCUUUCCCCCUCGCUAUUAACUUACAAGACAAAGGGGCAGCUGCAGGAAAUCUCGCCCGUGAAGUGGGUAAGCACGGUGCUACCGCACAUCCCUCUAUGGUUGGAAUUGACGAUGGUGCUACAGCUUUCCCUCUCGGAAUCAAAGUAGAAGAAGGUUGCGCAGCAUACCCUUUUAAGAGUGAUAAGAAAGAUAUGGAUGCCCAAGCGUACCCUUUGGAGAGUGAUACUUUACCAUACCUUAGCGAGAACGAGGAAGAAGAUGUUGAUGACUCCGAGUGCCCUCUUGCGAUUGAGGAAGAAGAAAUUGAUCCUUUACCAUCCUCCCUGGUGAUGGACGAAGACGGUCUAGCUGCUUCAGCAUGUCCCCUUGUGACUGACGAAGAAAAUUCUGAUUCUCUAGCAUGCCCCCUUGUGGUUGAGGAAGAAGAUUCCAAUAACUCAGCAUGCUCCCCUGUACUUGGGGAAGAAGAUUUGGAAGCCACAGAAUGCCUUUCUGUUACUGAAAAAGAAGAUGCUACCUCUUUCGCACGCUCCGCAAAUGAGGCGAACAAACCCGAUGCCUCACCAUUCCCUUGUGUGAUCGAAGAGGAAAAUCUUGAUUCUUUAGAAUACAAUCCUCUGAUCGAAAAAGAAGGCCUCAGUGAUUUCGUCUUCCCUCCAGAAAAUCAAACUAAUGACGAAGAAGGUGUAACAAGUGAACCUGAAAAUACCGUUGGUUAUGAAGGUGCUGAAGCAGUUCAAUCUGAAAAGGAGGCAGUGGAAGAAGAACCUAAGACUUGCCAGCUAGAGUACACGAAGGAUGAACAAGACGAUCUUGGCAACUAUAUGGACGACCAAAGUGAUGCUGUAGACCUUUUUGACGGAGACGCUGGCGUACAAGAGUAUGAUGGUAAUCAACUUACUGCUGCGGAUAUAGACGAAACUGGAAGUGACGAAGACGAGGAGUCAUCUGAAGCAACUCCUCUUGUGCAGGACUGA
Molecule: messenger RNA, 15214 nt
Organism: Pocillopora meandrina
Lineage: Eukaryota; Metazoa; Cnidaria; Anthozoa; Scleractinia; Pocilloporidae
Source: the annotation of a GenBank genome assembly